AUGACUAAUGUGAAUGACAUAUCAAGGAUGAUGAUGAUCAUGAAGGAGGAAAAUGAAAAAGGAUUGUCAAAGGAUGAGUACUUUAUAGCCUGCCUAUUGAUUCAUCCGGCUUCAUCAUUAUCAUCAUCAUCAGCUGCUGUUGCUGCUCUCUUCGUCUUCUUCAAUCAUUCAUCCUUCAAAUCCAUCACCGCAUGCUACUUUUACCAUCAUAUUACCUAUGAGAAAAGAAGAGAAAAAUUGGAAAAUGAGAGAGAGAAAGAAAAAACGAAAAUUGUAAAAUCUUAUUCAUUUUGUAAAAUGAAUUGGAGUAAAAUGAUUGAAUCAAAUGUACCACCCGUUGCUUUUUAUUUGACAAAUAUUGAUGCGUAG
This is a messenger RNA of Loa loa (African eye worm), 369 nucleotides long. RefSeq lists its product as hypothetical. The transcript has 4 exons. Lineage: Eukaryota; Metazoa; Nematoda; Chromadorea; Rhabditida; Onchocercidae. The coding region runs from base 1 to 369 and encodes 122 amino acids. The record is from RefSeq and is a predicted model, not a curated record.